AUGGCUUUUGUUCACUGCGGGUCUGAAGAGUGCACCAAAUCCGAACUAGACUUGUUUCAAAUAGCCCCUACGCAGACCAGCAUCGAGAAAAGCAUUUACAUCGAGGUGCCACCUCUAUCGGCCGUUACGGAGUCUGCCCCCAUUGACUUUUUUAUAGCAGGGAAUGGCAUAGAUUAUAUGGAUUUAAACAACACGCUGCUUUACCUGUGUUGCAAGAUUGUAAAAGGAGACGGAACUGAACUUGCUGCGGACGCUGAAGUGGGCCUGGUGAAUUACCCCGUGGCCUCUAUUUUCAGUCAGUUGGAUGUUACGCUGGGAGACCGCCUUGUAAGCCAAAGCAACAACUGUUACCCUUACAGGGCCUUUAUAGAAUCAGUGCUCAAUUACAGCGAUGACACCCUCGCCACGCAAUUUUCUGCCGGCCUGUUUUACAAAGACACUGCUGGACAACAUGAAAAAACAGAGUUGGAUGGAGAGAAUCUAGGGUUUGUGAAGCGUGCAAAGCUGACAGCCCAGAGCAGAACGGUAGAGCUGCUGGGCCAUCUACACAGUGACCUGUUUUUUCAAGAAAAACUUUUGUUAAACGGAGUGGAUGUGAAAAUUAAACUGACACGCAGUAAAGACGCCUUCUGUUUAAUGGGCAGUGCGGCUGAAGGCUUUAAACUGCGCAUUGUAUCAGCGUCCCUUUUUGUGAAGAAAGUACGGGUGGCCCCGGGUGUCCGUUUGGGGCAUGCAGAGGCCCUGCUUGCCGCUAAUGCUAAAUACCCCGUGGACCGAUUUGUGGAUAACGAUGCCUUUAGCGGCAGUUACACUAAAAAUCCCUUUCAUUUUAAACAUUACGAUAUUAAUUUUGUGGCCCUGUAUGUGGAUGGUGAACAGGUACCGACCAAGCCUCUGCAACCGGACUUCGAGGCAGGACGCUGCGUGAGAGAAUACAUGAAUCUGGUACAGACAGCUGGUAAACACAUGAAAGAUCGUUCUCUGUUAAUCGACCGUGAGGAGUUUGCACAGGGUUACACCUUGUUUGCCUUUGACCUGUCUCCCGACCAGGAAUGCGCAGAUCACUAUUCCCUGAUUAAAACUGGGAACCUGAGAGCAGAAAUACGGUUUGGAAAGGCUUUAACGGUUACCGUCAAUAUGACUGUGUAUGGAGUUUUUGACAAUGUCAUAGAAAUAAAUCAGAGAAGAAACGUUCUGUUUGACUACAUGUGA
Messenger RNA from Gopherus flavomarginatus (Mexican gopher tortoise), 1212 nucleotides. RefSeq lists its product as uncharacterized. The record is from RefSeq and is a predicted model, not a curated record. The coding region runs from base 1 to 1212 and encodes 403 amino acids. Gene Ontology annotation, molecular function: ribonucleoside-diphosphate reductase activity, thioredoxin disulfide as acceptor. The transcript has 2 exons. Gene Ontology annotation, cellular component: cytosol. Gene Ontology annotation, biological process: deoxyribonucleotide biosynthetic process. Lineage: Eukaryota; Metazoa; Chordata; Testudines; Testudinidae.